CUGCUCCGCCUCCUGCCGCCGCCGCUGCUGCUGCUGCUUCUCCAUCUCCAGAUCGGAUCGCGGUGAGGGAAAAAUGAGCGAGGAGACGGCGACUUCUGACCACGAUAAUAGUUAUGCACGAGUGCGAGCUGUGGUGAUGACCCGGGAUGACUCUAGUGGUGGAUGGUUACCACUUGGAGGAGGUGGACUGAGCUCUGUCACUGUCUUUAAAGCCCUUCAUCAGGAAGAGAAUGGCAGCUAUGCUGACUUUAUUAUUCAUGGAGAGCGACUCAGGGACAAAACGGUGGUUUUAGAAUGUAUGCUAAAGAAGGACCUCAUUUACAACAAGGUCACCCCAACCUUUCAUCACUGGAAGAUUGAUGACAAAAAGUUUGGCCUUACUUUUCAAAGUCCUGCUGAUGCAAGAGCCUUUGACAGAGGCAUUCGAAGAGCUAUAGAAGAUAUUUCUCAAGACUGUCUAACAUCACAGGGUGAAGUUGAAGUAGCUGAAGAUAACUUUCCAGUCACAGAAGAUGAUACUUCCAGUUCUCUUGCAAAAGAUCACUUUUUCCAGCCAGAAACUGUUGUUACCAAUGAGCCCUAUAGAAGUUCAAACAUAAGACCUUCACCCUUUGAAGAUUUGAAUUCCAGGAGAGUGUUCUUGCAGAGCCAAGCUAAUCAAGUAACAUUCAACCAGCCAGACUUGGAUCCUUCCCUUCAGGCCAGAUCUGGGGCCUAUGUGCAUCGGCCAGUUUCAAAGGAGUGUGGAAAUCUGAAAUCCCAAAAUCGGGCACCUUUGAAAACAAUCAGGCAUGUCAGUUUUCAGGAUGAGGAUGAAAUUGUCAGAAUAAAUCCUCGCGAUAUUUUAAUACGUCGUUAUGCAGACUACAGGCAUCCUGACAUGUGGAAAAAUGACUUGGAGAGAGAUGACACUGACUCUAAUGUUGAGUUUUCAAAAUCAGACAGUAAAAAACCUGACUCUCUGUACUUCUGUGAGGAUGGGACUAAGUUAAAUGCGCUCAAAGACUCUGUGGUAUUUAAGACACAGUCUUCCUCAUUAAAAUUUAAGAAGUCAAAAAGAAGAAAAGAGGAUGGUGAGCGUUCUCGCUGCAUAUACUGCCAGGAGAGGUUUAACCAUGAAGAAAAUGGCAGGGGACAGUGUCAGGAUGCUCCAGACCCUAUUAAGAGAUGCAUCUACCAAGUUAGCUGCAUGCUCUGCGCGGAGAGCAUGUUGUAUCACUGUAUGUCAGACUCGGAGGGAGACUUUUCUGACCCCUGUUCAUGUGACACCAGUGAUGACAAAUUUUGCUUGCGAUGGUUGGCCCUGGUGGCACUGUCUUUCAUUGCGCCAUGCAUGUGCUGCUAUGUUCCCUUGCGGUUGUGCCAUCGCUGUGGCGAGGCAUGUGGGUGCUGUGGAGGAAAACACAAAGCUGCCGGAUGAAACCGGCUGGUGCCAAAAUGAGUCUGAAGUCUUUGUUUCCAGGAAUUAGCUAACUUGGAUUUGUGGAGGCUUUUGGCAAGCGGCAUGGCAUCUGGCCUGGCGUCACGGGGGGCCAACCAUGGAAGAAGCCGCAGAACUCGUCAGUUCUUGCCAUUUCACAGAUGCUAGCAGCCAUGCUGGACUGUUUCCUUCGAGUGCAUGGCACAUUUUGUUGAAAGUUGUAAAGGAUUAUUUGAGAAAGGAAGCCAUUUCUGGUUAUUGGCUAUAUUAUUAUAAGGGUGCAAACUCUGAUCCAACUAAAAAGGAAUUAAUUUGGCAUUUUGUACAUUUAUGGCUUAGGUGAUGGGGAGGAAUCUUCAAAAAGAACUGAAUGCAUUUGACACAUAAUUAAACAAAAAAUGCACUAGUGACGGUUGAUUUCAAACUAAGAAAAGUUAACACUUGGCAGAUAUCAGAAAUGAAACUGAAGUGCAACUAAAUCGUUUAUUAGUUGUUUUUUGGAAUCAGUUUUAUGUAUAAAUAACAAAUGUUUAUAUUUAACUAAGUAUAAGGUACGAAUUAUUACAUAAUGAACUUUUCUUCCCCUUCCCAUUUCUAUAGUAGAUACAUUUAUAUCUACUGUCACAUUCCAUAUUUUGAAUAUUUAACUCGUAUAGUUAGUUGCAUUUUUAUUCCACUUGAAUGAAUUGAUAUUUUCAUCUUCAUUUCCCUCCAACUGCAGUUUGUAUUGAGUUAUAUCUGUACAUUCUGGUAAUCUAAAACCUUUUAAGAUAUUCUAAUAGUCUUGAGUGACCAAUUUUUUUUAAGCACAGAUGUAAUUGUCUGAUGUUCUGAUGGGAACAUAACACUUAUUUUUUUUAUAUAUAAAAAAGACUGAUUAAACAUUAUCAGAAAAAAAGUGGGGUUUUGUGUUGUUCAACCAGCAAGUUGUUUUCUUUUGGGGUUUCCUCCUCUAAAAUAUUUUAAUUGCAUUUACAAAUGUUUAGCAAGUUAAAGGAUAUAACCAAAUAAUUAUAAUAGGAUGUUCGUUUGAGGUGUCUCCAGCUAUCAUUCUCCAAAACUAGGAUCGUGUUCAGCUGUUUUAUUAAUCUUUGGGCUUAAUCCUAGUACUUGUUAUUUUACCCCACCCACCCUCACCCUACCCCCAUCCCCCAUGGUAACAUCACUUCAUUCUGUUGCAGAAUUUUAUUUUUAUUUGAACUGGCAAAAGCAUAAAUAUAUUGCAUUAAAAUGUGGUGUGGUUGAAAAAAAACAGGAAAAAAACUUAAUCUAGUAUAUGAAUGAAACAUUUUAUAAGUUUUUUUUUUCAAAUCUGCUGUGUAUUACUUAUUGGAUAAUAACAAUUGGAUAAUGUUCUAACAGAUUGUGUAAUACUCCAGGGAUCAUUUUUUAGUAUGUUAGUAAUUCAUUUAGUAAUCAAUUUUUAGUCAUUUUAGUAAUUUUUUAAUGUUACAUUAAAACUCUAACCAAGUUGAGGGGUGCUCUGUGAAAGAUUCUCUUGGGGGUUCGGAGGAAGGAAGAGGGACUAAAUUUAGAAAAGAAUACCCUUCUUUAGGGCCUAAAGAGUUAUUGUAGGCAAUGAAAGUAAAAAAAAAUCACACUACCUUUUGAAGCUCCUUUUCUAUGCAGGUUCUUAAUGUCAUGUAUUUCUUUUUACAUAUCAUACUAAAGCCUGUUACCUUCCUUUUCUUGCCCUAAGAUCAAACUGAACAAUGUAUAUAACACUAUCUGUAAGAUACUUUUUUUAAAGAAAGCAUUUAUAUUUAUAUGACAGCUUGAACUGACAACAUUGUGUACAUAGAUCAUCUUGAAGUAUUAUUUCACAUUGAAAAGAAGACAAAUAUAUUGAUAACUAUAGAAGUUAUGAAAAAGAGCUUCUUUCUAGUUUUGUACUAAAAAUCAUUCAGAUGAGCUAAGUCCAAGAACAUUAACACUGUAGCAGCAGUCUUAAAUCUCAUUUUUACAGUUUAUAUAUUUGAAAGCUGCUACUGUGGAUAAUUUUCACCCAUCACAUUUUCAGCUAAACUUGAUUUCCCAGAAUAGACUGUUAACUUUCAAAACUACUCUUCAUUGGUAAAAUGAGAGUGAUUGGUUUUUUUUUCCUCGUGAAUGAAAUUUGAUAUUUGUAAGUGCUUAGUUUAUAAUUCAGGUUUGAGCAAAGUGUGAACAACUGAAGAAAAGAACUUGCUGGCUAUAUAGGAAAAUGCUGUGGAAUUGUACUGUGUAUAUACUUUUGGAAAGAAACAAACUUAAUUUCCUCUGUUGAGCACUAAUCAUCAUAGUGCGACUCCUGUUCCUGUACUGUAUUUUAUAUGCAACAGAUAUGCUUUAAUAUUUUUAAUGAAUUUGUGCAUUAAUAUUUUCAAUUUGUUUAACCACUUUGCUGCUACGAUUUUGCCACCCCCUCCCCCUUUCUUUCCUUUACAAUCUAAAACAAUUUGCUUCAUUAAAAAUUAUGAAUAUGGAUGUUACAGGUUGUUAUUUCAUCCUGGGUCUUUAUAAGUUAAUACACCCAGUUUCUAUUCCAAUAACACGAUAAACCUAGGAAAAUCAAUCUAUGCCAUAAACUAAUGACAUAAUAUAUCUGGAUCUUUAUGGAAGGACAGAUUAUGUUAGCUAGAAUGGUGACAUGGAAACAGAUACCUUUAUCAGUCCAUAUGUGGGGAAACCAAAGUAUAAGUAAAUGAUAAAGUAUAAGUAAAUUAAGAAAGGUUUAUUUACACUGCCCCUUAAUGCUUUUUACAAUUGAACUUUCCUCUGAAAAGUUCCUUAGGCUUUUUGUUUGUGAUAUUGAAAGUAGAAAAUACAACCAGCCAAGUAACAUGGAAAGAAACAAUCCUAUGAGGUCUACCUGUGUUACCAUUAUUGAGUGAUGUUUCCCUUGGCCUAGCCUUAAAGGGUAGAAGCGUUUGAUCUCUGAAGACAGCUCAGCUGUAGCACUUCAGCGCCACCUGCUGGGAUAACACCCAUCCAGAAAAACCCUUGAGAUAAGGGACGUGAUAACACACCCCAGUGUUUACAAGUCAGGGACUAUUAAGGAAAGGCACUUUGGCCUCAGGACGCCAGGAGUAAGAAAUAUUUAGAAAAACCUAUAGUCGUUUUCCCCCUGUAGUGUCUUGUUGAAGCCUAGAAUACCUUGUCAUUUCCCUUUUUUUUGUCAUUUAUGGGGUAUAUAAACCAUAAAGGUUUCAUUUAAAAACUAAUGGAUUACUUAAAACUGGCAACUAUAGUAAGCAUUGAAUUCCUAUAUGGACAGAUAUUAAACUAGUUCUGCUCUGAUAAUUUAUUUCUUGGUAAAAACCUUAACCACAAAAAAUUUGUGUGUUAAAGGAAGAAUUUUUGAGAACUUUGCCAAGGAUUAUAUUGUAGCAAAUUCAUUAGAGAGAUUGUGUGUGUGUGUGUGUGAGAGAGAGAGAAUGUGUGUGUAAAAGGAAAGUGAUGGUUUGAGUUUAGUAUUUAAAGGACAAAAGAUUGAAAUUCCCUAGUUUCGUUGGUUAUGCAAACAGCUAUACCCAUAACUAGCUCUUGGAGUAACACUAAAAACAAGAUGCACUUUCUGAUUAUGCUUAAAAUAUCAUCUGUCAUUACUAGGGGCUUUUUUGUUUAAUGAAUAGCGCAAUAAGUUUUUUAUAAAUCCAGAUAAGAUGCAGAAUAUGAGAAAGGGAGGAUUAAAGCAUAGUAUCACACAUGUCCUGUUAAUAUUUGUUGAAACUCGAUGACUGCAUCCUGUACUUUACUAUAUAUAGUAUUGUUUAAAAUCCAAGCAAAUGGUCCGUUAAGCAAGCCUAUAAUUUUUUCCUGCAUUAAAAAGAAAUAUAUUUAAACAUUGGCCCCUUGAAUUAUCUGAAGACACUAGUGCCCCUUGCUUUUUUGACUUGAACUUCAAUCACUUUUCCAAGAAAACCCUGAAAACUCUAGCACAAAUAUACUAUUUUUUUCUUUGUCCCACCCUGCCCUGUGAUCCCCAUCUGUCCUUGAGAUUGAACCUUAAAUUUUAAAACGAUGCCAUUGUAAUGUGCUUUUCAAGCAAUUUCAUACAUGAAAUAAAAAUAGACCACGGUGAUUGAUAGAAAGCAAAGAUGUUAAUAGGCCUUAAGCUACUGUUUGCCUAGCAGCCACGUGGUUAUAAACUUCCUUAUGCUUUGGUGCACUGCUAAAUGUUACCCUUUGUUCCUGAAAACUUAAACUAAAAACUUUGUGAUUAAUUUUGAAAAUUCUAAAGCAUUAUCUAGUGUAAAACCCUUUGUAUUUGAAGCUGCACUAUAAAUGGUACAUAGAUUUUGUGAACACACUGCCUCUCCUUUUUGCAAAUAGUGCCAUUUGCUUUCUACCCUGACCUCAAAAAGUGCCUCGCUUGUAUAUUAUUCCCAUUACCUUCAACUGCUUUCUUUAUAAUGAGCAAUGUAUGAUUUAGUUUAACUCAUCAUAGAUGUAUUUCCUUUUAUGUAUACGAAUAUAUAGCUUGGUACUUUUCAGUAUGUAAUGUAAAUAUGCAUAUAUAAGUUUGUAACUUUUGUUACACCAUAUUUGUGUAAUGGGACAUAUCAGAUAAUAUCAUAAAACAGUUUGUUUUUAGUGGUUCCCACCCUGUAAUUACCUGAUUAAACCUAUUGUGAAAUUAAAAAGGGUUUUUUCUUAAUGUCCUGGGCCUGUUUACACUGACACAUGAGGUGUUAGCUAAAAGCGAAGAAUAACAAAUUAGAGUUUUUAGUCAUAUUUUUUAAAAGUUAAAAUGUUAUUUGAGGGUCGUUUGUUUUUAAAACCCAAAGUUCAUUUAAACGUCACCUCAAAUAACUAGUUCUUUCUUGAUUAUAUUAUGACGUUUUAAAGCCAUAAUGAAUGCUGCAUUUCCAUUUACUGACAUAGGAACAAAUUACUGUUAAUUCUUUAAGAGCGGUUUGGGAGCAUUUGUAGCAACUUUAAAUCCCAAAUUGGCACCUUGUUCCAUACCCUGUGUGCUUCUCAACCAAUACUUUCCAUUGUCAGUUGGCAUUUAUUCAAAAAAUACAACCUAGUUUUAUUACUUGCUUAAAUAAAGUGUUAUGGGGAAGAGUUUUUUUGUUUAUUGUCCUUCUAACCCUGUGCUUUCAUCAGUAAGGAAACUCCCAACUUUGGGUCAUAAGAAGCUGCCUGGGAUAUUGAAAGGUUAAGUAACUUUAAUCUUCCCUAAUUCAAGGCUAGUCCUCUCUUCCUGCUACUUCUGAAUUAGGAAAGUAAAUCUACAAUAAAAUUCAUGUAAUACUUUCCAAGGAUAAACUUUUCGUUUAUGCAUGCCAUUGCUGGCAUUUGAAUAUAGAUAGUUCAGAAUUGACUUCUUAGGCUUGUCUUGUAUUAUUGAAUCUUGUUAUAAAGCAAUUUUUUGCUAUUUUUAUUCCUACGUUUUCAUAAACAUAAGACUUCUUUAUCUAAAGAAAGUUUAAUGUUCACCAAAGAAGUUGAAAACAGGUCUGCUACAAUUUGACAAUGAAAAUGUGUUACAAAUAAAGUUACUGCUUAAAUUAAAAGUAAUUCUUGUAAAACUUUUUUGACUGGCCUACCAUUCAAUUUUUUAAAACUUCCUUUAGAUUCUCUCUUAGGAAAUUCUAGGCCUGAUCAAAGCUUUCAAAAAGUCUGACAACUUGGCCCUGAAACUGUUUUAAAAGACAAACAAUAAACUUUCAUGUUAAGCUUUACAGUAGAGGAAAAGCCAUAUUUAAGUGAAUUUAAUAGAAUGUGCUUUGUUGUAAUAAAAUAUUGUUAAAAAUCAA
This is a messenger RNA of Vombatus ursinus (common wombat), 7167 nucleotides long. RefSeq names its product sprouty related EVH1 domain containing 1 (gene SPRED1). The record is from RefSeq and is a predicted model, not a curated record. Gene Ontology annotation, molecular function: protein kinase binding. NCBI's taxonomy places the organism in Eukaryota, Metazoa, Chordata, Mammalia, Diprotodontia, Vombatidae. Bases 74 to 1420 code for a protein of 448 amino acids. The transcript is spliced from 7 exons. Gene Ontology annotation, cellular component: membrane. Gene Ontology annotation, biological process: negative regulation of MAPK cascade; multicellular organism development.